Chelonoidis abingdonii (Abingdon island giant tortoise) is the source of this 2571-nucleotide messenger RNA. Lineage: Eukaryota; Metazoa; Chordata; Testudines; Testudinidae. The record is from RefSeq and is a predicted model, not a curated record.
UAGCACAGAGGGCGGGGCUGGGAGUCUGGACUCCUGGCUUCUAUUCUGCAGCACAUCUCAUUGUAUUCUGUGAUGGCCUGGUUCAGUGUUUGCAGCAGAAGGCCCCCUUCUUUGAUCCAGCAGCUCAGCUCCUUUAACGAGGAAACUCAGUCCCUGGCUGUUAGGGUUCUGAAUGAAACGCUUGGAAUAUAAACUGUGGCCUAGCCACAGCAGUGACAGCUGCCUGCGUCUGCAGAGAGUCUGAGACCAUCGCUCCGUGAGGGCUGAAAAGUGUCCAUUCAUCUCGGGGGGAGUCUGUUGAUUGUGAAAUCUAAUGGUGCCAAUUUAAACACUGUGGGUAAAAUUUUGCUGCUAGUCUUCUUAGCCCCAAAGUCCAGGCCCUGCAUUGAUCCCGAUAUCCCAGAGCAGGACCUAACUCUCUGACUGUCUCCAUCUUAUUCAGCCCUGUGUCUGUCUGGGGCUGCGCGCCCCUGUCUGUUCUGGGGCCGGAGCCACUAGAUGGCUCUGGCUUUGGGAGGCAAAGCUCCUGUUUCUCUCUCUCUCACCUCUUCAGCACUUCCUGGUUGUGCAGCUCCUGUCCUAGUCCCCAGUCCCCAUUGUGCCUCCCCUUCUCCCUCGGCACUGCGCCCUGGGGCUAUGGGGGCCCGGGAGCCAGGUCUGAGCAUCCCUGGUGCCAGGCAGAGCGCAUCAGCCAGCAGGUGCAGGGAAGCAGGACUCCUGGGUUCUGGCUCUGGUAGGUUAGAGUUGGGGGUAGCAGCUGGGGUCAGUGCUUGCCUUCGGCAGCACCUCAUAGUGGUUGUGCCUCUCUCUGCUCUACUGAGGUUUACCUAGUCACUCUCUGGGGUGCUCAGUGACUGUGAGAAACAUGCUCAUCUGGUGUGUGGACUGGUUCCCAGGAGCCCGUGCAGAUCUCACUCCUUGCUGUACAUGUGGCCUGGAGCCCUAAACAACAGGUCAUCCCUGAAGCUGGGAGGAGCCCUUUCUGUUUGCUGCCUAGUCACUAGAGCUGGCUGCAAUUUAGGGGGCUGUUUUUCAUGGAAAUUUUGGAAAGAAGAGAAAUCGGUUUUGUGUGUCCCCCCCCCGCCGCCCUUCCCUGUUGGCAAAAUAAUUCAAGACGAGUUUUUUUUCUCAGAAUUUUAAGUAGUUGACCAAUUUCAGCUCCUGGAGAAAAUCUCCCGCUUGCCCUGCUCUUCCUCACAGGGGCAGGAUUCCUGAUUCCCAUGGAAGCACCCCGCGUCCCGGAUCUCCAGGGCUCUGAGGACACGGAUGGCCCACAAGGUGUCCAUAGAGGUGCUGAGAUGCUGCACAGGGACGAGGAGGGGAGUCUGUGGCAGGAUAAAGCACUGUCGGGCGAGGCGUCCGAGGGCCAGCCUGGGGCCAAGGUUCAGCUGAAUGGAGCACAGGAUGCAGGGACUGUGGAGCGGAAGACAUGCCCUGAGUGCGGGAAGAGGUUUGUCUGGAGCUCGCACCUUGUGCAGCACCGGCGCAUGCACACCGGGGAGCGGCCGUUCCAGUGUGGUGAGUGCGGCAAGAGCUUCAGCCGCAGCUCCAACCUAGUGAAGCACCAGGGCACCCACACUGGCGAACGCCCCUACCGCUGCCCAGACUGUGGCCGCGGUUUCACUGACUCCUCCAACCUGGCCGCUCACCUACGUGGCCAUGCUGGCCACAAGCCCCACCGCUGCCCCCAGUGCGGGAAAGGCUUUGCCCGGCGCUCCCACAUUGCCACGCACAGGCGCACCCACACCGGCGAGCGCCCCUUCCCCUGCCCCGACUGUGGCAAGGCCUUAGCCCAGCACUCCGACCUGGUGGCCCACCGCCGCACCCACACCGGGGAGCGCCCCUACCAGUGCACUGUGUGCGGCAAGUGCUUUGGCAUGAGCUCCACCCUGACGGUGCACUGGCGCACCCACACCGGUGAGAAACCCUACCGCUGCCACCAAUGCGGCAAAGGCUUCACCCAGAACUCGGGCUUCCUCAUCCACCAGCGGCUGCACACCGGAGACAAGCCCUACAAGUGCGGACAGUGCGGCAAGGCCUUCAGCGUCAGCUCCGAUCUCCUCGCCCACCAGAGGGGCCAUGACGCUGGGGUUGCGGCCCACAAGUGCCCUGACUGCGGAGCUGGCUUCGGUGCCAGCGCCGAACUCCUGAACCACCAGAGCAGCGCCCACGGGGAGAAGAUGCCACACCAGUGCGCAGCUUGAGGGAAAGCCUUCCGGUGCCGCGCUGCCCUUGGCAGGCACCAGCGGACUCACAGCCAGCAGAGAUCGCACAGCUGCUGCCAGUGUGGGAAAAACUUCCUGCACAGUUCGUCCCUCAGCGCCCACCUGAGGACCCACACUGGGGAGAAGCCUUUCAAAUGCACCCAGUGCGGGAAGGACUUCCGCCAGAGUUCGGCCCUGAUCAGACACCAGAGGACUCACACGGGCUAGGGCCAGCCAUGGCUAAUCCUUGGGGGGGCGGGGGCCGGCUUGAAGAUCAAGAGGAGCAGAGCACAGGGGUAAGAUUGGGGUGGCCACUGGGAAGCUGGGGAUGGGCUCUGGGGGAGGGACCUAGCACCUAGAUGGAGAG